ACAAUAGCGCGCUGAUUUACCUCCACGCGCACAGAUUCGCCGAGUCGCUCAGGACUCCGCUCUAGUUUCGGUAAACUCCGCACAUUCGCGACACUUUUUUAGCGACAGACACUGCGAGUUUUCUGCUUUCACGCGGCGGACGUUAAACCCGUGUCUGGUUCUUCAAAUGGGAAUUACGCGCGCGGGUCCAACUUUGACUCACUUUGCUGCUCAGUGACUUUCCCUCGGACUCCUUUUCUUCGCCGGGAAACAUGCCGGAGCGAAUCAGUAUUUCCGACUUUGUGGUCCUGACAAACGAGGACUUGUCUUCGCCGGGGACGUCGAGUUUUCAGUCGAAAAUGAGCGACUGUCGGAACACGGUGUCAACCGUGGAGGAGUCUCUGGAGCUGGACCAUACGACUCUGCAGAAGAUGAAGAAGAUGAUCAAAGCGAUACACACAUCUGGACUUUCCCACGUGGAGAGCAAGGAGCAAUACAUCGAGGUGCUGGAGAACCUGGGGAACAGCCACCUGACCCAGGACAACAAUGAAGUCUCCACAGGCUUCCUGAACCUGGCUGUGUUCACCAGAGAGGUCACUGCCCUCUUCAAAAACCUGGUACAAAACCUCAAUAACAUCAUGGCUUUUCCUCUGGAAAACGUUCUGAAGUCGGAGCUUCGCGACAGCAGACUUGAACUCAAGAAACAGAUGGAGAAGAGCUGGAAGGAGUACGACAUAAAACUAGGGAAGUUGGAGAAGGAAAGGAAGGAGAAGAACAGGCAGCUGGGCCUGAUCAGGACGGAGGGAUCAGACGGCGGGGAAGACAUGGAGAGAGAGAGGAGGUCUUUUCAGCUGCAAAUGUGUGAGUAUCUCUUGAAGAUCCAGGAGCUGAAGGUUCGUCAAGGCCCUGAUCUUCUCCAGAGUCUCAUCAAAUAUUUCCAGGCCCAGCUCAGUUUCUUUCAGGAUGGACUGAAAGCCGCCGAGAAUCUCACUCCCUUUAUUGAGAAGCUUGCAGCCUCGGUGCACACGGUGCGUCUGGACCAGGAUGAGGAAGUGAAAAAACUCACUCAGUUGAGGGAUUCUCUCAGAUUACUUCUCCAAGUAGAGGGAAAAGAAGAAUACCUGAACAGGAAGAACUCAGGCAAUGGAUACAGCAUCCACCAACCACAGGGCAACAAAAAGUAUGGCACAGAGAAAUCUGGCUUUCUGCUCAAGAAGAGUGAUGGGAUCAGGAAGGUGUGGCAGAAGAGAAAGUGUGGAGUCAAAUUUGGCUGCCUCACGAUUUCCCACAGCACGAUCAAUCGACCUCCUGCAAAGUUGAACUUGCUGACGUGUCAGGUGCGGCCAGACCCCGAGGACAGGAGGACCUUUGACCUGGUCACUCAUAAUCGCACAUACCAUUUCCAGGCAGAAGACGAGCAGGAAUGUAUAAUUUGGGUGUCGGUGCUGCAGAACAGUAAGGAGGAGGCUCUCAACACGGCACUCGGAGGAGAUCAGCUCCAUCUCCAGGACAGUGGGCUCCAGGAACUUUCCCGAUCCAUCAUUGCCGAGCUUCGACACAUGCCUGGCAACGAGGCCUGUGCUGACUGCGGCGCUCCAGACCCGACAUGGCUGUCGACAAACCUCGGCAUCCUCACCUGUAUCGAGUGCUCUGGAAUCCACCGAGAGCUUGGUGUCCACUACUCCAGGAUCCAGUCUCUCACUCUGGACCUGCUGAGCACAUCUGAGCUCUUGCUGGCCGUCAGUAUUGGCAACACCAGAUUCAAUGAUAUCAUGGAGGCGGGCCUUCCAAAUGACUCUGUCAAACCGCUGCCGCAGAGUGACAUGAAUGCCAGAAAGGAGUACAUCGUGUCAAAAUACGCCGAGCGUCGGUAUGUCCUGCGCCGAGAGGAGGCGGAUCCGAGCCGGCUGUACGACGCCGCGAGGAGCCGGGACCUCACUUUUCUUCUCCAGCUCUAUGCUGAGGGAGAGGACCUGGCCAAACCGCUCACACUACCUGACGGACAGGGGAUCAAAGAGACAGCGCUUCAUCUCGCUGUGCGUAUGGAGGAUCGAAGCUCUCUUGCGAUGGUGGAUUUCCUUUGCCAGAACAGCAACUGUCUGGAGAAGAGGACAGCAGAAGGAAACACUGCUCUACAUUACAGCGUCCUGUAUCACAAGCCCGAGUCUCUCAAGUUACUGCUGAAAGCAAAGGCGGCUCUACACACGGUGAAUUCAUCAGGAGAGACGGCCCUUGAUGUUGCGAGGAGGCUGCAGCUCACACAAUGCAUUGACCUGUUGGAGCUGGCCCAGAGUGGGAAGUUUAACUCGCAGAUCCAUGUGGAGUUCAUAUGGGAGACUCAGUCUCAGGAGCUGUAUGACAGUGAGGAUGACCUCGAUGAGAGGGUGAGCCCGUUACCCAAGAACCGCUCCCCGUUGACUCCCAAUGGUGGCAGCUCCUCCUUUGCCCGCUGGAGUGUGGCUAACACGAGUUCGGGGAGCAGGCCCUGUCAGACCUAUGAGAAUCUCGACUUCCUGUACAGAAAUCCACCUGCCAACAGCGCCCCCUCUGGAGCGUCAGGGCCACCACCACUGCCAGCUAAAUCCAUCCAGAGAGGUCGCUCAGACCCCCAGAUUUCGGUCACGGCACAGGAAGGAAACGCCAUAACAAGACGCUGCUCUAACUCGCCCUCCCACUUCCCGAGUCCCCAGAUGCAGGUGAAACACAGCCCCCCUUCGUCAAAUGCGGAGAGUCAAGGUCAGAGUGGCAGAUCUGCAAAGUCCAUCCAUGGACAUGGAGGUCUGCUGAGGGGACAGAGGCAGACAGGGGACGGCCAACCUGGUGCAAGCUUUGGCUCUCAGAGUUGUGUUGCGUCGCCGCCCUCUCAGAACCACAUAGGGCCUGUCAGCUCAGAGAAGACCACGUCGUAUCGACGGACCAGCAGCGGAGGAGGCAACCAGGGGAAAUGUGGCGUCUUGUCUCCGAGCUGUGUGGGCAGCCAGGAGGAGCUGUACUGCAGUUUGCUGGGGAAUAGUUCGGGCCUGGUCCCGGCUCCUGCUCCAGCCCCUUCGUCACCUGCCGUGACCUGUGCCCUACGACCUCGCAGGAAUGCUAUGGUUUCUGGCAGCAGGCCACAUCAGAAGCGCGUCAAGGCUUUAGCGGACAGCGGGACAGUCAGUUCUGAGCAGCUCGCCUUUCUCAAAGAUGAAAUCAUUGUUGUUACGGCAAAUAAUGACCCCCACUGGUGGGUUGGUCACAUAGAGGGGGAACCGUCCAGGUCUGGGAACUUUCUUGUCAAUUAUGUGCACAAACUGACAGACUGAAGGACAUGGACAUGGGAAAGUAUUGUUUAGUGACCAACUAUACUGAACUCAAACGGAGAGCGAUGAUUACCUAUCGGGACCCUAUCAUCACACGGUGGAUUUUAUUAUCUACGAGAGAGGACAUCGUCCUUCUCCUGGGAUGCCACUCCCAACUAAGGCACACUUGAGGAUAUAAGUGACACUGAUUAAGGGAUUAUACCUUUUUAACAUUUACUCAAACUGGAAACUAACAAUGGAACAUAAGGGAUUUGCAGCCACAAAAAGCCUUUUAGUAUUCCCCUCUGUUGGUUUGUCCUUGGUUUUCUAAGUACUACAUGUUUUUAUACCCAUGGACCGUUAAUAUUAGGUACAGAAUCAUUUGUGGUUGAGGAGACUGCUCUAAUGGCCAUUAGCUAUACCAUUAUAUAACACAAUGUUAAACUAUGAUCAGUAACUAGAGGCAAAUCUUACCUGCAGGGCAAAAUCCCCUUAAGGCACUUUAAAAUAUUUGAGAAGAAGUCUUCGGAGGAGUUGGAGCAGAGCUUGUGUAUAUAAACAUGUGUCGGAUGGAGGAAAACUGGAUCGCAGCAUACAGAGAGACCGGAGUAAGGUUCAAACCUGCCUCAGGUCUGUUGCAGCCUGCCCCGGAGACUAAAGUGGCUUCGUGCCUGCUGCCAGCCUGUCUCCACCGCACCACCGGGCGUCUGGGGCAGCCCCGAGGAGAGAUCUGAAACUCAAGCCCAGCCAUCUUGACUCUGGGCAAAGCUCAUAGCCCAACACGGAGAGGGGAGGAUCUAGUUUCUCCUGGCUCCAGCCAUCUGUCUGUAAAAAAGGUUGUUAGGAGAAAGGAGGAAAAAAAAGACCCUGCUAUACCAGGAAAAGGCACUUAAAGAGUGCCUGUCAGUAACAGCACCCCACUGCAGUAGUUUUUUUUUUUCAUUUUUAUGUAUAUUUUAGGCAUGUGGGUAUAACACCAGCUCGAUUGCACUUACUGUACAGAUUAUGUGGGAGGAUUGGGGAAUUUAGAUGGAGCAGAAGCACUCUACACAUUUCAUAGCAAUUAUUCGACACAACUUGUUGUACAUAUUUUGUCUUAAAAGUCCACCCAUGUGCACAGUGUAUGCCACAUCUUUUCUAAAAAAUGUCCUGCAUCAUAAACAGUUGUAUACUAACGGUGUUACUCGGUGUUGUAAAUUCACUGCCCUCUGAUUUCCUCUAUCUUUGAACACAGACGCAGCCGUCUCUCAGCCAAAACCAGAAACAAACACUUUAGUAGCUAAUUUGAGUCGGUUUGUUUGUAACGUAGGUUAAAAGUUACUAAUAAAGUGCCACACUGUCCUCUGCAGUGAAAACUUAA
Molecule: messenger RNA, 4617 nt
Organism: Solea senegalensis (Senegalese sole)
Lineage: Eukaryota; Metazoa; Chordata; Actinopteri; Pleuronectiformes; Soleidae
Gene: asap3
Product: ArfGAP with SH3 domain, ankyrin repeat and PH domain 3
Exons: 26
Coding region: 252-3281 (1009 amino acids)
Biological process (GO): positive regulation of GTPase activity
Cellular component (GO): cytoplasm
Molecular function (GO): GTPase activator activity; protein binding
Source: RefSeq, a predicted model, not a curated record